This is a messenger RNA of Guillardia theta CCMP2712, 810 nucleotides long. RefSeq lists its product as hypothetical. Gene Ontology annotation, molecular function: protein binding. The coding region runs from base 1 to 810 and encodes 269 amino acids. Lineage: Eukaryota; Cryptophyceae; Pyrenomonadales; Geminigeraceae. The record is from RefSeq and is a predicted model, not a curated record. The transcript has 2 exons.
AUGUCAAGGUCGGACCAGCACGGGGAGCCGCCGACAGUGACGGCGGUGGUACGAGGACAGGGGGCGCUGAUCGGGCUGCUGAAGGCGGCCGAAUGCGACAUGGACGAGCGGAUGGAGGAUGGGAGGACAGGGCUGCAUGUAGCAGGGAUGCUGGGGAGGGGGGGGAGCGUGAGGGAGCUGAUAGAGGCAGGAGCAGACGUGGGAGCGAAGGACAAGGCAGGGAGGACGAUGGUGCACUGGGCGGGGGAGUAUGGGCAUGUGGAGGUGCUGAAGACGGUAGAGGAACAAUGCGGGAAAGAGAAGUUGAAAAACAUUAUGGUGGAACCCGACAUGUCUGGAAAAACAUGCGCGCAUGGGGCAAGCCUGGGAGGGCACUUGGAGGUGCUGCGGUAUGUUGUAGAGACAUGCGGGGAGGAGGUGCUGAGACAGAAAGAUGAUGGCUGGACAUGCGCGAAUGCGGCGAGUAGAGGAGGGUUCUUGGAGAUUGUACAGUACCUUGCAGCGACAUGCGGGGAGGAGUUUCUUAGAGAGAAGUCCAAUAACGGCAAGACGUGCGCGCACUAUGCGAGUAGGGGAGGGCACUUGGAGGUACUUCGGUAUUUGGCGGAGAGAUGCGGGGAGGGGCUACUGAGGGAGAAGGACAAUGACGGCAACACCUGUGCACAUGAGGCGAGUAACAGAGGGUACUUGGAGGUGCUCAGGUACUUUGCGGAGAGAUGCGGGGAGGAGCUGCUGAGAGAGAAGGACAAGAACGGCCAGUCCGUGCGCUUGCGUUUAGCUCGUGGCUCAGAUGUCAAAGGAUUACCUUAA